UGGGAGGGGGUCCUCAGCAGGUGAUGCGGUGGCCACUGGGCCCUGUCUCCCCGGACCCUGGGACCCAGCUGCAGAGGGCUUGAGUCCAGACAGGUAGUGACAGCUCAAGACAGCAAAUCCAGGUGACCUGCUUCACUGGGGCACCCCGGAAAAAGCCCCGAGCCCAGCCUACGUGGACCACUCCUUGCGUUCUCCCGGCCGCAUCUUCUAUUCUCAGGCAGACCCCGACGGGAAGGCAGCCACGCCCGGGUUUUGUAGACAAAGAAACUGAGGCUCCGGAAGAUGGAGUGACUGCCGGGGUCUCUGGGGUUAGUGACGGGCCGUGGAACCCAGACCCACCUGACUCUGGGGAAUUCCAGGCCAGGCUGAGGUGUAAGCACCCCCUCCACCAGACAGGGCAGCCCCACCAGGAGCCUCGGCCAUGGCCUCAGAGCCUGAGAAGCGGGUCGCCUCCUCUGUCUUUAUCACCUUGGCUCCCCCACGUCGAGAUGCGGCUGCGGUUGAGGAAGUGAGACGGGCAGCUUGCGCGGCCCGGCCUGGCCGCCCCUGGGAGUCUCCUGCCGCCACGAAGGCACCUGGAGCUGGCUUGGCAGGGAGACCCGGCCCCUGGACACCCUCUGGCAGGGCUGCGGCCACAGUGCCAGCUGUCCCCACUCAGCUCUCCAAUGGAGGGUGUCCUCUUCCUCCUCCCGCCCUGGAUGGCGAGGACGUGCUCCCCGACCUGGACCUCCUCCCGCCUCCGCCGCCCCCACCGGCCUACCCGCCUCCGCCCAGCAACGAGGACGACGAGGACAUGGCCCCUGCCCCGAUGGGGGCAUCACUCAUUUCCGACUUAGAGCAGCUGCAUCUGCCCCCGCCCCCGCCCCCACCACAGUCCCUGGCAGAGGGGCCUCCAUUCCAGCUUCAGCCUAGUCGUCUGGGGCCCACGGAGGAGGAGCUGCCGCCGCCUCCAGACGAGCCUGUCGGCUUCCCGGAGAGAGAGGCGUCCACAGACGUCUGUGCCUUCUGCCACAAGACUGUGUCCCCCCGAGAGCUGGCUGUGGAAGCCAUGAGGAGGCAGUACCACGCCCAGUGUUUCACGUGCCGCACCUGCCGCCGCCAGCUGGCCGGGCAGAGCUUCUACCAGAAGGAUGGGAGGCCCCUCUGUGAGCCCUGCUACCAGGACACCCUGGAGAAGUGUGGCAAGUGUGGCGAGGUGGUCCGAGAACACAUCAUCAGGGCCCUGGGCCGGGCCUUCCACCCAACCUGCUUCACGUGUGUGACCUGUGCCCGGUGCAUCGGGGAUGAGAGCUUCGCCCUGGACAGCCAGAACGAGGUGUACUGCCUGGACGACUUCUACAGGAAAUUCGCCCCGGUGUGCAGCAUCUGCGAGAAUCCCAUCAUCCCCCGAGACGGCAAGGAUGCCUUCAAAAUCGAGUGCAUGGGAAGAAACUUCCAUGAAAAUUGCUACAGGUGCGAGGACUGCAGGAUCCUCCUGUCUGUGGAGCCCACGGACCAAGGCUGCUACCCGCUGAACGACCGUCUCUUCUGUAAGCCGUGUCACGUGAAGCGGAGCGCUGCGGGGUGCUGCUGAGGGCGCCGCGGCCCCGGUGGGGGGCCUUUGCCCACUCGGCUUCCCUGCCUGACUGCUCUUGUGCACCUUCUGAGCCGCAACAGGGACCAGCCCCGGCCUCCUCCCAGCUCAGCAGCGGCAGCUGGCAGACAGUGCCCCUCUAACUCUCACCUCCUCCUCCUGUCCCCUGGGCACCGGAAGUCCCCAUAACACGAGUAUCUCAUGGGGUGCCAUGAUUGAGGCUCCAGCCCCUCUUGCACACUGGCCUUGACUCCACCCACUUCCAGGGGUGAGGUGGCACCCUGUGUCCCUAGCAAUGACACUUGAGCUGUUCCGUUAGGGUGCUGAGAUCAGCUCUGGCUUGCAGAACUUAGCUGUUUGAGUUAAACUCCAAAGUCCCUUAAAAAGUACUUUUUUAAAAUAUCAAGGUUUAAAUGAUGAGAAACAUUCUUUGAAUUUUUUUUUGCGAGGAGAGCGUACCUUAAUAGGAAAUGUUUCCCGUUUGUUCAUAAAUGUACAAGAAUGUGACCUGGGGUGGCAUGGCCAUGGACCCUGGCCCAGCUGUGAGCCUGAAGAGGAGGGCAGGAGGAAGGGCGAGAUAUGCCAACACCCAAGGGCAUCAGCAGCCCCAUGUGCCAGUCAGCUGACACUUAGUAAGUGCCAGUUGUAUGCAGGAAACUGGGUGCAGGUGCUCUGAGGGUCCUUCAUGUGCCUUAACUGGGGUGUGCACACCCCUCCCCCACAUGCACACUCUCACACACACACACUCCUUCGAGACAGUGCUGGGGGGUGUCCCUUCAACCUCCUGCUUGUCUCACCAAGGCCCACACAGGCCCCCCAGCCCAGGCUGCCCUGCAACCGCUGCCUCUUCAAGGCUGCACCCAGAAGAUUCUUCUAUUUUAAGGAAAAUCACUUUUGUUGCUUGGUAACUUCUACAGCAUUUUGUAGGGCACGAACAAUGUCGUAAGGUGCACUUUUCUCCCUGGGGCGGUCCUGACACAUCGAAGGCUCCGGUAUGCAUGCCCGUGCCGGCUCCAGGUACUGAAGAGCUUCUCUUAGAGCCCCUUAGGGGCGUCAGAGCAGCGGGCCCCAAACCCCAGGCACUCACAGCCCACGCCCACCACUGUCAUAACCAAGGACCUCAUACCCUCACACUGCCUUAGUAUUUUCUUUAAAUCAACAUCCUGUAUUUACUCCCAGCUCUAGUCUUGUGCUGAACAAUGUAGCUGUGCAGUCACAGGUUGGUGUGCUGGUUACAUGUUUCCUAUUCCACGUGAGAAUAAACGCAUUACUGUUAGAAGUC
Molecule: messenger RNA, 2855 nt
Organism: Artibeus jamaicensis (Jamaican fruit-eating bat)
Lineage: Eukaryota; Metazoa; Chordata; Mammalia; Chiroptera; Phyllostomidae
Gene: FBLIM1
Product: filamin binding LIM protein 1
Exons: 8
Coding region: 422-1573 (383 amino acids)
Biological process (GO): cell-cell adhesion
Cellular component (GO): focal adhesion; stress fiber
Molecular function (GO): filamin binding
Source: RefSeq, a predicted model, not a curated record